This is a messenger RNA of Phanerochaete carnosa HHB-10118-sp, 1628 nucleotides long. RefSeq lists its product as uncharacterized. The record is from RefSeq and is a predicted model, not a curated record. Gene Ontology annotation, cellular component: cell division site; plasma membrane; growing cell tip. The coding region runs from base 267 to 1115 and encodes 282 amino acids. Lineage: Eukaryota; Fungi; Basidiomycota; Agaricomycetes; Polyporales; Phanerochaetaceae. The transcript has a single exon.
GGCCGGAUCUCUCAUAUAGAGUUCAGAUCAGCGAUGUUGAAUUGCCAAGUUCGUAGGAGUUUACCAGACUUUUUUGGUCUCCUACUCUCAUCUUCUCUGGGGGUCUCACGCAAUACCCUAGUGAGUGCACAGACCGUUCUCGAGGAGGCCGUUGCUCACUGGCUCAUAAAUACCUUGCGACCUGGAGAUCGUUGUAUUAUAUCGCGGAGUCUGUUCGCGCAACGCGAGCUGCGAUCUUGAAUCUACACGCUCAUUUAUGACCGACGAUGCCCACAAUCAUUGUUGAGGAGGAAGACGAUGGGUACAGAGGUCAUCAGCAUCACCAUAAUUAUGGCAGUCACCGUCGACAUCAUCGACGCUAUAGUCGUUGGCAUGCCUGCUUCCCCUGCUGUGCUCAUCGCAAGCCACGCUUCCACUCUACCGCGCGCUUCCAUUUUGCAGCCUGGCUUACCUUCAUCGUGCUCUUCUUCGCAUUUGUGCUGUACCUCCUCCCCGCGCUCUCGCUGCCGAUCAUAAGGGCCGUGUACCUCCUCCAGAUCAAUUAUUCCCCGCCCCCGAACCAACCCGCGACUAACUCCGCGACGAACCUGCGUUUUGGUGUUUGGGGAUUCUGUGCGUCAACCGUGCUCGACCUCCCCACUAUUUUCAAGAACGACGGCGAGUGCACAGCGCCGCGGCUUGGAUACGAUAUUCCAGUGGACGUGCUCAGCCUGGCUGGGUUCCCACCCCAGGUUUCGGAGGACCUCCUUGAAGGUCUCAAAAUUCUCCUAGUCCUGCACCCUAUUUCAGCAGGCCUCGCCUUCUUGGCCUUGGUGCUCGCCAUAUUCGUACGCUCACAGACGAUGACGGUUCUUACUCUCCUUGUCACUAUCAUCAUGGCCAUCGUUGGGAGCGUAUCUCUAGCCGCCGACCUUGCGUUGACUAUUGUUGCCAGCGACAAGAUUCACGACGAGCUGGGAAAUCAGCUUGCGGUGUCCUUUGGCAAUGCCGUCUGGAUGAUCGUCGCCGCGGCCGCGCUGUCGUGGGUGGCAGUGAUCGCGCUGAGCGCAAUAGCAUGCAGGUGUUGCGGUAUCAGGCGGAGGCACGGAUGGUACGGGGACGGUUUUUACGGAUGAAGCUGGUUGAGCAUCGUGUAGCAUUAUUUGUAAGUGUGUGUGGGCGGCUCCCACUUUUUUCGAUUUUUUGCUCACCCAUAAGUUAGGUUGAGUCUGCUGUGACGAACCUUGACGACUUUUUAUUCUGUCAUAUUCUUGCGUUCCCGAAUCCUCUGGCGAGACCUCGAACUUUCAUGAUCUUAUUGCAUACACACCCCGCUUAUACUGGCUGUUUCUUCAAGCUUCAAUUUUUCAUCAUGGGCCUCGUUGUACGUCCACAUUCACCCUUUUGUACGAAUGCUCUGGUACUGUCAUGAUUUGUCUGUGACUUCUGUCUGCGUGCCAGUACUGCUGACUCUCUGUGUCAUAACUACAUGCCCCAAGUCUUAAGCUGUGUCUCGAGCCUUAAGCGACGCGCUGUGCGGCGUUCAGUAGAAUGCGACAAGGAUUUAGACUUAUGCAGGUAGUCUUAAGAUAUGGCUCAUGCACCAUCACGUGAUCAGCGUGACAUCGACAGCAGAGGACUCUCAUAUU